CUUCAGACAUAUCUUGAACCUUUUUAUUGCAUUAAGCAUGACAAAGCUCGAGUUUCAGAGGCUGAAGGCGAGUCUUGUCGAUCAACGUGGAACAAGUGUGUUUCUUCCUUUGAAUAAAUGAGGGAUCUCUCCAAUCCCAGCCUUGCUCUGUUCCACGUGUCCCGUUUCCAGGCAAUUGUAUUCAAAGGAAACAGAUGACACGGUUUGUCAUGUCUGUAUUUAUUUGUCAAUUACACGUACAAGUCAGUGAAGGCUAACUUUGAUACUUUGUUCCCAAUUUUGGACCAUCUCUUGAGUAAUGGGUGUUUGCCGGAAGGUCGUGAUCUUAUUUUUGAUCCCUGUUGUUUUGAGCUUCUGCACGAUAUACUUCGAAGCUCAAGUGAAUAAUGGGCUGAAAACUUUCCCUUCGUUGGUAAGACAAGCAGUGAAAGAUUUUCAAAUCCGAGGGAAAAAGUAUCUGAAAGAUCUUUUAAAUGAACCGGAAGGACCUUCAAACGAUCAAGAUAAACCAUUGCCCAAACCCAGUGGCCCUAAAAAGACCCCAAGUCAAGGGUGUUGUUCAAGAUUGAAGAUUGAGGGUACAAACAGCGAUGACAAAUUCUAUCAAAAUAUAAUGGGCGAGUAUUAUAUAAAAAAGGACCUGCCUUUCAUUAAAUACGAGAAGAUUGGAAAACUGAGUGGCUCCUAUCCGGUGUACGAGCACGUGUUCCCCAACUUUGUGCCCACGGAAGAGAUUCCGGAACCCAAAAAAUCCUAUUUAUACUACUACUUCAACGAUCACCCCCAAAUCCAAGAGAGUGUCUGUCCUGAAUUGGGUUGCUGGAUCAUAAGCAUGUAUGAUCCGACUCCGGGUAAUUAUUGGUUCGGAAAGAAAUGGUACUACAUCUUGAGCAAUCCUGUGCCCAAAUGCCCUGAUAACUUGACAGCUAAAGGCAGCAAUGUGUUCAGAGACACCAAUGACAAGGUCGAGAACAAUAUGAGGCUAACUUGCUUGAAAUAAACAUCA
Molecule: messenger RNA, 1006 nt
Organism: Tigriopus californicus
Lineage: Eukaryota; Metazoa; Arthropoda; Copepoda; Harpacticoida; Harpacticidae
Exons: 4
Coding region: 299-1000 (233 amino acids)
Source: RefSeq, a predicted model, not a curated record